AUGCCAUUUUCCAAGGGCUUCGCUCCCGGCUCCUGGUCUCAAGUGGCAGUCGAGCUAACGCAUCCAAACGGUCGCGUCCUUGGAAUCGACAUUAUUCCCGCUCAGCCCCCCAAAGGAGUUUCCACAAUUCAGGGUAAUUUUCUUUCCCCCCGAGUUCAGGCAUAUGUGCGAGAAUUCCUUCGGAAUCCCGAACGGGGUAGACCACGCAGGGAAAAUUGUAUACCUACCUCGAACCGUGAACAACCCACGGUGAAGAAUGAAGUAGAGGGUUUCGAGCCAGGGUAUAUUGACCGAGAAAGAGGCAAAAGCGAACUCAUCACGGAGGAACCUUGCGUUGACGAUACAUCACCGAUGUUUGGCAACGAUGGAACUGUUGAUGUUGUUCUAAGUGAUAUGUCUGCUCCCUGGCAGCCAACCACCGGUUUUUGGAAAAGAAGUCUUAAUGACCCGUAUCAUAGGAUGUUGAAUACGAGCGGUCUCAAUGUUCGAGACCACUCCGGGAGUAUGGGUUCGGAGGACCAACUGUUGGAGAAUCGUCUACGAUCGCUUUUUCAAAAGGUAUACAGGGAGAAGCCUGAUUCAUCGCGCAAGGUUGGACCCUCGAUCCCAUUUAUACAUGUUCUAGACUAA
Molecule: messenger RNA, 630 nt
Organism: Uncinocarpus reesii 1704
Lineage: Eukaryota; Fungi; Ascomycota; Eurotiomycetes; Onygenales; Onygenaceae
Exons: 3
Coding region: 1-630 (209 amino acids)
Biological process (GO): RNA methylation
Cellular component (GO): mitochondrion
Molecular function (GO): rRNA (uridine-2'-O-ribose)-methyltransferase activity
Source: RefSeq, a predicted model, not a curated record